Messenger RNA from Pectinophora gossypiella (pink bollworm), 1669 nucleotides. RefSeq names its product CXXC-type zinc finger protein 1-like. Gene Ontology annotation, biological process: positive regulation of DNA-templated transcription. NCBI's taxonomy places the organism in Eukaryota, Metazoa, Arthropoda, Insecta, Lepidoptera, Gelechiidae. The record is from RefSeq and is a predicted model, not a curated record. Gene Ontology annotation, molecular function: DNA binding; zinc ion binding. The transcript has 10 exons. Bases 142 to 1638 code for a protein of 498 amino acids. Gene Ontology annotation, cellular component: Set1C/COMPASS complex.
CAUAAUGGCGUCGUAUAAUUUUUGUCUGUCAAGUUUUUUUUGAACUGCGUUGUUGGAAUGGAAUCGUUGGAGAAAAUAGUGUAUUUUCACAGUAAAUAGUUACGAGAAAUCUUUAAUUCACAGUAUAAUCAGGUAUCCACGAUGGGAGAUAGAAAACACAAGCAAAGCAAAGCAGACAUUGCGAAGCAGUUUGACCUGCCGGAGCGGCAGUCCAAGAUCACAACGCUGCUGAACCAAGCGGGCCAGGCGUACUGCAUAUGCCGGUCUUCGGACAGCUCUCGGUUUAUGAUAGCAUGUGAUGCUUGUGAAGAAUGGUACCACGGAGAUUGUAUCAAUAUAUCGGAGAAAGAAGCUAAGUACAUAAAGACUUACUUUUGUGACCGUUGUCGGGAAGAGGACCCCAGCCUCAAAACCCGUUUUAGGCCACAGAAAAGAGAGAAUGAUGGAGAUUCAGGCCGUGAUGACCGAAAAAGGAAACGUAAAGAGAAGGACCAUUCAGAGAACAAGACGUCUAAGAGACCGAGUAUAAAAGAUGGCUGCGGAGACUGUCCCGGGUGUCUGCAACUUGUUGACUGCGGACACUGUGAUGCUUGUGAGGACAUGUAUAAAUAUGGAGGUGGCAAUAAGGUGAAGGUGAAAUGUAAACAGAGAAUCUGUAUCAAAUCUCGGAAGCCAUCAAAACAAUCUAGUAGCAGCAGAGUAAAGAAGAAGCACCAUGAACGCGAGGUAUAUGACACAUUUGAGGAGUCUGUAUCGCACUUGCAGACAAUGGAACCGAGACAGUGUUACGGACCACAGUGCACCCGGGCAGCUCAGUACGGGUCUAAGUACUGCUCUGCUCAGUGUGGGAUGAAGCUUGCUACGGCUAGGAUAUAUCAGGUGUUACCACAACGCAUCCAAGAGUGGGGCCUGUCUUCCUGUGUGGCCGAGCAGAAGAACCGCAAGUCGUUGGAAGUGGUGCGCUCGGGGCUGGCGCGGGCGCAGGCGGCGCUGCGGGCCUUGGAUAAGCAGCAUCAGGACCUGGAUGCCCACCUCGCGCGCACUAAGAGUGCUAGUAUUGUGCAUAGCGAUGAGAAGGAAGCUGAUGACGAGACAUCAAUGUACUGCAUAACGUGCGGGCAUGAGAUCCACUCCCGCACAGCUGUCAAACACAUGGAGAAGUGCUUCGUCAAGUAUGAGGCGCAGGCGUCGUUCGGCAGCCGGCACCGCACGCGCAUAGACGCGCAGAGCAUGUUCUGUGACUACUACAACCCUAACAACGGCACCUAUUGUAAAAGACUGAGGGUUAUGUGUCCAGAGCACUUCAAAGACCCGAAGGUGAGCGAUACAGACGUGUGUGGAUGCCCGCUAGUCCGCGACGUGUUCGAACCUACCGGAGAGUUCUGCCGAGCCCCCAAGAAAUCCUGCCUCAGGCAUUACCAGUGGGAGAAGCUGAGGCGAGCCGAGAUUGACAUGGAGAGAGUGCGGCAGUGGCUGAAGCUGGAUGAGCUGGUGGAACAGGAGAGGAGCAUCAGGCUGGCUAUGGCAUCUAGAGCGGGCGUCCUCGGUCUAAUGUUACACUCGACGUAUAACCACGAGGUGAUGGAACGCAUCACGGGCAAAGCUAACGAGAACGGCAAGGUGAAGGAGGGCUCUUGACGACGGCGCUACCGCGCACAGCCCGCGGGAC